Dermatophagoides pteronyssinus (European house dust mite) is the source of this 1139-nucleotide messenger RNA. RefSeq names its product UDP-galactose transporter senju (gene senju). Gene Ontology annotation, cellular component: Golgi membrane. The record is from RefSeq and is a predicted model, not a curated record. Lineage: Eukaryota; Metazoa; Arthropoda; Arachnida; Sarcoptiformes; Pyroglyphidae. Gene Ontology annotation, molecular function: pyrimidine nucleotide-sugar transmembrane transporter activity. Gene Ontology annotation, biological process: pyrimidine nucleotide-sugar transmembrane transport.
ACAGAAAAUUAAAGAAAAAAAUGAAGUUAUUUACAACAAAUUGGCAUCGUUUAUUUUUUAUCACUUAUAUUCUAUUGUUUGUAUGGCAAAGUCAAUUGAUAAAAUUAUUUCAUGUGGAUACAAAAAUAACAUCAAAUCUUAUGAUGGAAACAAUACAUCCAACAACAAUUGUAUUGGCAACUGAAUUAUUAAAAUUAUUAUUAGCCAUCAUUAUAUUUGUAAAAGAUAAUAAUUUUGAAUCAAUAAUUCCUGAGUUGAUAGGUCAUUUACGUUUAUUUUUAUUGUCUUGUAUACCGGCCAUUCUAUAUUGUGUGGUAAAUAAUUUACAAUUUAUAAAUAUGUCUCAUUAUGAUCCAGUAACAUAUUCUGUAUGGAUGCAAUGUCGUUUAAUUGCUACCGGUUUUGUAUAUCAAUUUAUAUUCCAAAGAUAUUUAAAUCAAAUUCAAUGGCUAUCAUUAAUGUUAUUAACAAUUGGUUGUAUUAUUAAACAAUUUGAUCGUAUCGAUUGGUCGAUAAUAUCGUUGUUCAAUGGUAUUCGAACAUUUGAAUUUGUUAAUCUACCUGAUCGUUAUAUUGCAUUGAUUAUUGUACAAAUAUUCUGCUCAACUAUUGGUGGUGUUUACAAUGAAUAUUUGAUUAAAAAAUCACAAGAAAAAGUACAUCUUAUGAUGCAAAAUAUUUACAAUUAUAUCCUUUCGAUUGUAUUUAAUUUAAUAUUCUUAUUCAUUACAAUACCUAAUCAUAAAGAACGAUGGCAAAUAAUGAAUGUGAUUGUUUUUGAUGAUAAUCAAAAAAAUUUCUGGUUCUUUGUGAUGAUCAUCAACAAUGCUCUUUGUGGUCUUGCAGCAAGUUUAUUUCUUGAUAAAUUCAAUUCAAUAAUGAAAGUUUUUGCUACUGGUUGUCAUCUAAUUCUAGUUGCAUUAGCUUCAUAUUGGCUAUUAAAUACUGAAGUCAAUAUAUUUACAUUCAUAUCAAUCAUAAUCGUAUCAAUAUCUAUCUAUUUAUAUGUUAAAAAUCCGGUCAUUUCAAUCAUUUCUAUGGAUAAUAAAAAAAUUCGCGCCAAUUAAAACAAAUAUUAAAUUUUACUAUUAGCAGUAACGAUGUAUAUGUGUGGAAUAUUUUCCGAAAAAAGGUAGCAG